Messenger RNA from Gekko japonicus, 4168 nucleotides. RefSeq names its product PHD finger protein 6 (gene PHF6). Gene Ontology annotation, cellular component: nucleus. Lineage: Eukaryota; Metazoa; Chordata; Lepidosauria; Squamata; Gekkonidae. The record is from RefSeq and is a predicted model, not a curated record. The coding region runs from base 266 to 1360 and encodes 364 amino acids. The transcript is spliced from 12 exons.
GCACAAACGUGCUUGCGUGAGAUCGCGGCGCAGCGUCCCUCCUUGCCCCUCCGAAUGAAAGGGAAGGUCCCAGCGAGCGAGUGCCUUUGAAGCGAGCGGCAGUAGUGGCGGCUCCGGCUCCCUUUGCAGCCGCUGGGGCUGCCUUGGCUUCUUUCCCCUUCCUCCCAGUCUGGCCCGAUAUCCCAUUGAAGAAGUCACGGAUCCACAGUUUGUUAUUUGCAGCCGUAAGGAUUGAAGUGGUGUUCUUCAGGCAAUUUUAAAAAUCAUGUCAGGCUCAGUUGGACAGAAAAAGGGGUCUGGGAGACAGCGCAAGUGUGGCUUCUGUAGAUCCAAUAAAGAUAAUGAAUGUGGGCAGCUGCUGAUGUCUGAAAACCAGAAGGUGGCAGCACACCACAAAUGUAUGCUGUUUUCAUCUGCCUUGGUAUCUUCACACUCUGAUAAUGAGAGUCUUGGAGGCUUUUCCAUUGAAGAUGUGCAAAAAGAAAUAAAGAGAGGUACCAAGCUGAUGUGCUCGUUAUGCCAUUGUCCAGGGGCAACAAUUGGCUGUGAUGUAAAAACCUGCCACAAGACCUAUCACUACUACUGUGCAUUGCAUGAUAAAGCUCAGAUCCGAGAGAAACCCUCCCAAGGCAUUUACAUGAUAUUGUGUCGAAAACAUAAGAAAACAGCCCACAACUCAGAAGCAGAUUUAGGUGAAGGUCUUAAUGAACAUGAAUUGGAACCAUCGCCUCCCAAAAAGAGGGGGCGUAAAGGAAGGCCCAGAAAAAUGAGUCUCAAAGGGCAGUCAGAAGACACUCGAUCAACAUCUUCACAUGGCACAGACGACAUAGAAAGCAGCUCUUAUAGAGACAGAUCACCCCACAGAAGCAGUCCCAAUGAUACAAAACCUAAAUGUGGAUUCUGUCAUGCAGGUGAAGAAGAAAAUGAAGCUAGAGGGAAGCUUCAUAUAUUCAAUGCCAAAAAGGCAGCUGCACAUUAUAAGUGCAUGUUGUUUUCUUCUGGCACUGUACAACUGACAACAACAUCAAGGGCAGAGUUUGGUGACUUUGAUAUUAAAACUGUGCUUCAGGAAAUCAAGCGAGGGAAGCGAAUGAAGUGCACACUCUGUAGUCAGUCUGGCGCAACUAUUGGAUGUGAAAUCAAAGCUUGUAUCAAGACUUACCAUUACCACUGUGGAGUGCAAGACAAAGCAAAAUACAUUGAGAACAUGUCUCGAGGAAUUUACAAGCUUUACUGUAAAAACCAUAGUGGGAAUGAUGAAAGAGAUGAAGAGGAUGAAGAGAGAGAGAGCAAAAGCCGUGAAAAGUCUGUAGCUGACCACAGUGGAGUUCCUCAGCAGCAGCAACUCAAUGGAAACUAGGUUCAAGGGACAGAGUAAAACUGGGAAUGAAUAAAACAUCCAUAACUGCUAAUCUUUUUAGAAAAAUGCUUUAUAAGGUCAGAGAAGGGUUAGUAAAUUUUUUUACCCUGCCCAACUGUUAGAAAAUGUCAUUGAACUGCCUGAAACGUUCAUGUGUGUGAGCCUUCAAUCAGCGGCAGAGUUUCUUCAUGUCAAUAUAACGUAGUUAGUUGUCUGCAGUGUCUGGAGAAAAAACCCCUCUGAAAUGCUAUAUAAAUGAUAUGUAAUGUGUACAGUGUCAAAGCUGAGGCAGAUGUGGAAAUAGUAAAUUCUCUUUUCUAGACUGAAUAAGAAGUUUGGGAUAUGUAAAUUCAGUGGAUUUGUGUACCAUGGGAAGGUCGUAUGUAAUUUACAAAGUGGACAUGCCUGUGGUGGCAGCAAGUCGGUGAACAUGUGCAUUUUUGUGUUGACCUUCGCACACAAACCAUGGCGAUGAGCUAGGAGGGAAAGUACUGUCCCCCCCUCCUUUUUUUGGCAGAAGCACCCAGUCAAGAAAAGAAUUCUGCAGCUUCAGAAGUGUGCUCGAACCAUUUGCUACAACAAUGGGUUCUACCCCUAGCAUUCCUGGCUGGAGACCUCUUGAGCAGCUGUUGACUAUGAGCUGUGAGCUUCAGUACUCAUGCCAAAGGGCUGUAGUUCAUUCUCUUGACCGUGACCAUCCUCCUUGGCCUCUUCCCUGCUUUACCUAGAACCUGUGACAUUUUGCAACUGAAAACGAGAAUGGUUAUGUCUGGAAGCAGCAACACCCCCUCCCCCUUCACAUCACUUCUUAAAUUUCAAAGUUACUGCUCAGCUCUCACUAUGGAAGUUAGCCACCUUAUUGGACAUCAUACCUCAAGUGCUCUGUGCUGCGUGGAACACAUCAUGUUUUGUCCCAAAUAUAUACACAUACACAGAGAGAGAGAGAGAGAGAGAGAUCCUGUAUGCCCUAAGAAGAAAGCAUAAUAAGACUCUGGAUUUUCUUUGCUUUUUGGUUUUUACAAACAAAGAGGUCAGUAUUUAUUUUGAGUCUUGCGACCACUAUACAAGAAUGUUUUAGUAUUUGAUUAUGGUUUCCCGGCAGAUCAAGUUGAAUGCUGUUAAAAAUCUGAGUGCUCUAUUGGAGUCCAAUUAGCUUGACAUUAUGCCAAAUCUAAACAUACUAGUUAUAAUGUCAUUAAAUCCUUACCUCUAGUACUUUCUCCCAUUGGUCUUGUAAAAAAACCUAUUGUUUUAUAAACACAACCAAAAAGUCAUACUAGUUAGCAAGCUAGCAAAACUCAUUUCAGAUUUUAUUAUCUUUUGAAAUCUAAAUGUAAGGCAACGCAGCAAACGACAACAGUGACAGUUUGACGGAGAAGUGACAGACGUUCACUUGCAAUCAGUACUGUAAAGGUUUUUCAUGAUAUGAUCUGUGUUUCCGAAGCCUUGUUUAAUUUUGUGGGAUUUUUAUUUUUAACCUUUUAUUGUCCUUUUUUGUAAUGCAUUUCAUUAUUGUUUCAAGGGACUCAACUGUUGUAUAAUAGAACUUCAAAGACUCUCAAGCUGGAAUUCAAUCCAUUUGGUUUGAAAAUUUCCUGGAAGAGUUCAGAUUUAGCAGAAAAGAUGUGUAUAAAAAUAAAUCUGUUAACUGCUCUUAUGCCAUUGACCAAUUUUUUAUUUUGUAUUGUAAUGGUCAAGAUUAAAGGCGCAACUUGUACUGAAAUAGAUUUUUACCAGGGUGUGCGCUCCUUCAAAAGCAUGAGGUUUUGGGGUUUUUUAAAAGUCAUGUAAUUGUUUCAGAAUACAAACAUCUCUCUUACUAUAUUAGAUCAGUGUUGGUUUUUUAUUCUUGUCAUGUCACUAUUCUGAAGGUUCUGGGCAAGUUGUAACACGUUCAAAAUAAACAAGAUAAAUGCCAACAAAAUUCCAAACAAUUGAAAAAACCUUGCUUACUGCCAGUAUGUUUAAAACUAACUUAUUACAGAACUUGUUGACGGUACCAGGGCUCUGAGCCACCAAGAUGUUCAGCCUGUACACCCUGGUCAUUUGAGUGUAGAAGGUAGACAAGGCUGCCCUGGUUAAGUUCUGUGAUCCCUUCAGAAAUCAGAAAAAAAGGCUGCAAAACCUCGGUUUUUUCCUUAUUUGCCUUCUCUAAAAUACAGGCACUUCUUGUUAGCAACCCCUCACCCUCCCUCUCUCUGGUGAAAAGGUGCAUAGCCUAGUAUGUCUCCCAGUUCAGUCACUGUAAUUGUCACUGGCCACUGCUGCAUUUGCUAAUGAAAGCAACUUGAUCUUCUGUCUUGCCAUUGGCUACCAAAAGAGCAUGUGUUUGGCUCUGUAGGUACCUUGUGUGACAUUUUGAUGACUCUUGGAAAUAGUCUCAAAUUGCAGUGCUCUAAAGUUGACCAUGGCGUUUGCUGUAAGUGUAACAGUGCAGUCCUAGACAGAGUACCAUCCUUUUAAGUCCACUGAAAUUAGUGGGCUUAGAAGGGUGUAACUCUUUUUAGGAUUGCACUAUGUAUAAGUCAUAACUUGUGUUGGCAGGUGUACUAGUUCCAAGUGCCUUAAGAUGUAUGAACCCGCAUGUUCACGCAGCAUCACCCACAGGGCAACCAUAGCCAUGGGGUUAAGAGUCUCCUGCAGUGUAUUUGUUGCUUGGUACAAAGGAAGCUGUCUAAAACUGCAUGUAGUUGGUCUGUGUGUGCUAUCUUAUCUUAUAACUUUGUCUUUUUGGUAUAGCCCUCCUCCCCCACCAAUAUAUCAUGAAUUCUUUACUAUUUUAUUAUCUUGACAUUAAAAUGUAGCAUC